CAUAUUUAUGGAAAAUUGUAAUUAGUGACUUGAUUGUCUGGGAGUUAUAGAUAGAAUUCUACAUAUACAGAAGAAACCGGGGUUUUUUUAAGCAUAAUACUGUAAUACUUCUUUUAAAAAAUGCCUUCCCUAAGUGAAGAGUGAUAUUAAGCAGCUUGUUCUCUCAUUGAUGUGAUAAAAUUCUGCUUAUAGGAAGCUAAGUGCAAACCCGCAUUGAAUUCUAAAAGCACAAGCCUUUGACAUUAAGCUUUUCUUUACCUGAGUAUCACAGAGUAAUAUCACACAGUAAUAAACCUGGCAUUUAUCUACUUUGAGAUUUGCCAAGAAUCUUUGCCUACGUUUGUGAAUCUGUAGGGGUGGUAUUGUAUUUAUAUCAGGUGAAGAAAUAAAUCUCUGAGCAAUCCAAAUGUGCGUAGCUGAAGAGUUAUAAAUUCCACAAGUGCAUUGCAGCCAUGUGUCAAUAAAGGUGUCAACAGCAACAAGAACGUGUUGCAGACAUGUUAAUACUUUCUGUUGUUGAUCUUUGCUACUGCAGUUCUCAGCAUGCCAGACAAAUGCAGAUAGUGACGCACUCAAUUGCUCCAGCCCCAGAGACCUUCUCUGUUCCUUCUCUGUGUAACCUUUGACUGCAGCUCUUCCUACUCUGGAGUCUGGUAUAUUACUGUGGAGCCAGCUUUGAGUAGGGUUAAAUCUCUGCCUCUUGCCUGUGUUAAAUCAUGUAGGAUAUCUUCCUUCAGAGACACAUAGUUUGGUUUUUCUUCUUUGUCUAGGCCUUCCCUCUUGUUUCCUAUUUAUCGUAGAAUGUCUGAAAUGUAUUGUUGAUUCAGUAAAGUGGGAAUAUCAGUUAAAAUGCUAAUGUGUUUAGCUUCCUGAUUCCUAUAUACUGGAUUCUUCCAAGCUUCUUAUGGAUUCUUCCUACUGAUAUAUGUUUUUGCCAGUUUGUUUGAUCUUGGCAGGUAGUAGCAGACUACUUCUCAUUUUCUUCACGUUACACAUAGAGUUUCCUAUCAUUCUGUACCUGUAUUACAAACGAUCAUGGGACAGGACUAUAACCUCUGAACUUGCUUUAGGGGUUUGUACAUUACAGCAGAAACACAGGGGGUAUCCCUUGUAGUGCUGUUGGCUUGUUGAUCAUGGAUAGAGUUAAGUACACACAUACAGUGGUAGUGAGCAUGUUAAUUGUUUAGUGAACAUAAUUCUUCCACCUCCAGCAAGCUGUUUCUGUGCUUAAGUGCUGUGCUGAGAUGACUGUAUAUCCUCUACUCAGCCCUAAUUUCAGUGGUCACAGGACAAUGUUCAACUUAUUUAAGAAAUGUUGAAGGAAAGUGACCUGUGGUACGAAAAGUGACCUAUUGUAUGCAAGUAAAUCAUAUCAUAUUGUUUUAAAACUGCUCUCAAGCUUAACAGCAUGAAAUGUAAAAUCCACAGAAGUCUAAAGCAGGAUCAUGUCAGUGCAACUGACUCUGCAGCUCUCUGGGCACUUGAGCUCAGCUUUCACUCAGGUGACUGGUUUCCUGCAAUCUCCUGGAGGAAUGAGUCAGCCCCUACCUCUCAAAAGAAGAAAACCAGCUCUUAAAACUGAAAAGGGGAAAAAAAAGACUUGGAUAAAGUUUAGUAGCUAUCUGAAAAUCUUCUUUAGGGGUUGAACUGUCAUUUACAAGAGCUGAAAACAAACAGUACUGCCUCAAUAUUUGUAGCCAUUGAUACAAACAAGUACUUUGAUACAAAGAUUUUGGUAAUGCCUGUCAGUGUUUGCUCAGACACAUACUGUAUUUGUGACACCUCUGGAGAUGGAAAUGGGGAGAUUCAAGACUUCAGGACUCUGUGACUGGUACUUCAGUCCUACUUCUCUGGGAACAGCAAAGCCUUUGCUGUAUGAAAACAGACUGCCUCCCCCCAACAUAAUCUAUGGUGAAUGUGAAGGCAGUUUGCCUUUAGCACCUGUUUGGUUUUUACAGCUGUUCUUUUUCUGAAGAUCAUACUGCUCCAAGUUUAUAUUCAAACUGAAGUGUAGGACAGCUGGUUAUGAGAAAGAGGAAAUAAAAAUACAGCACAUUGUGGCGAUUAUAAGCAUAUCAGACCUCAGAUUUGCUUACUUUGACCUGUGUGUAACACAUGCAUUCACAUGUUUUCAGCUGUGGUUAUUUCACCAGAGGUAAUGCAGCUUUUGAAUAAACAGGAAGCUACAAGAAUGUGAGGAGCUGGUAGAACAUAUCCAGUAUCCUUUUUCCUCUGGCUUCCCUGUCUUUGUUAAUGUGACAUUAUGAAAAGUUCAUGUGAAUCAUCUGUUUCUUGUCAUUGGAGGACAGAACUAUAAAAAGACAUGGAAGCACUCUGUAGUUGGAUUUAUGACUAGGAAGAAAAUUAACCUGACAUGGAAAAAUUCUGAUGUUUAUUUAGGACAGGAUGAAAUAGAAACAAGCUGAGAUUUACACGUGAUUCCACCUCCUGGUUUUUGAGUCUUUGCAUAAUGUCAGUUUCAAAUCCAGUUUUUCUUUGGAACUUCAUAUAGGGACAUACUGCUAUUAUAACAAACAAAUGCUUUUUGCUCUUCAUUAAAUCAGUUACAAUAACUUCGGAACCUUAGUGACUCGUGAAGUCUUAGUGUCUUAUGUUCUCAUAACUAUGACAAGUUGCGCUGUGCUUUAAACAUAAUGUCCAGUGCAGAUGGACUACCCUCCUUUAGAUUACUGCAAGUGUGAAUAUUUCAAAGGCUAACAAAAAUUAGAGUGCGUGUGACCCUCUUUCAAGCUUCUUGGGAAGCUUUUUAGGACCUUCAAUGGGAAUGAUACGAAUGUGCCCCUCAUUCUCCUUUGGAUGUUCAAUGCUUUUCUUUUUAGAUAGAUUGAAGGAAAAACUAGCUGUAACAUGUUACCUGAAUUGUGCUAGGGAGAAUCAUGCUUGGCAUACAGGUUUGUCAGACUCGUGCGGUUUUGGACUGAGGUUGAGGGAAGAUGGCGGUGAGAAGAGUGGGACAUGACACAUUUGAUUUCUCUGGUUAUAUCUUGGACAUGACAUGCCUCGCUGGGCCUCUUUGGACUAUACUACUUAUCCAUGCCUACUUGACUGCUUCAUGAAAAAUGUCUUUUAAAUGGCACCUCACUUGACCUCGAAGAAUUGAGACUUACCAAAGCAUCUUGCUUGGAACCUGUUUAGGCUCCCAUUUCUGUAAGUCACUUCCCAUUCUGGCACAGCAUCAUAUUUGUAGCUGUUUUUUUUCCACUCAGUGCCUUUAAAUAGUUGAUGGCCCCAGAGUACAUGGUUCUCCUGAUCCCAUGCUGAAUUCAAGCACUCUUGUACUCUUCUUCUGCUCUUAAUUACGUCCUUUUACUCAAUCACUAGAAUGAAUACUGAUUCCUGGUAAAGAUGAAAAUUACACUUGUCUUGUAGAAGUUUCCUAUUUAAGCACGGGCUUUUUUGUAGUAAUUCUGCAUCACAAAGAAAUACCUCAAACAAGAAAUAAAAAACUGAACUGAAGUAAUUCAGUUUUGUAGGUGUAUCUGUGAUGUUCACUCAGAACAAAAUUUAUUAUGGAAGGAGUAGGAAACAGUUCCUUGAAAUUGUCUUGUUGGCAUCCAGCUCAAGAUGAGGAGGCUGCCAAACCUGGUAGUAAGUACAGGCUGGCAAAAUGAUAUGGCACUAAGAACCAAAGUAGAACAGUGGGGCUUGGACAGCCUGCUGAUCUUCUUUAGAAUACAAGAAUAUUCUUCUGCCUAUUUCCAAUCUCCAUACUAUUGCUCUUUUUACUUAUGCUCCUCUCCCCAUUUAUUUUACAUACUUUUGAAGAAGAGAGGUAAUAACAAGAAGUAUUACAAGUCUUUGUUUUCAGACAGGGAGUGGUCUUUUGGUCCCUGUUGGGUUUUUUGUUUGCUUGGGUGGUUGUUUUGUUUUUGACAUAGUUCUGAAAGGUUUUUGAAAGCAUUGUUGUGAGUUUAAAGACAAAACUGGUUGCAAAGGUGCUCAGUUCUAAGAAGUUGGCUGGUUGCUUACUUCUUAUAAGUUAGCUAGUGGAGCAUGGAUUGAGGAUGUAUUCCUGUCUAAAAAAAUACAUGGUGAUGCUAUCAUAUGUAUCUAUCAUGUAUGAGUAAACUGACCUGCAAAGAGCAAAUUCUGUGAGCUUGUCCAGCCUCUGCAGAGCUGGCAAGGCAGCUUUGCUGCUGUCAGUCCUGCACGUGUGUGUGGGGAGCAGGCUUGAUGCUGCCUCCGGCAUGGCUGUGUCCCAUGGGCUGUGUGCCUGUGAGUUCACUGGGAGCUCUCCAUCACCUUCUAAAGGCCCUGCUUGCCCUUCCAUCUCCACAGCUGGCAGCCUUUCCUUCAUCGUUUUUAGAAGCAUUGCUCAAAUGUCCUCAGGCAACGCUUCAACUUCUGGGAUUCUCACUUCCAAAACCUUCAUGGCUGUUUUGGGUUCCCCAGCCUGAUCUGUGCUUGAUUUGAAAAAGUUUUGAUGGCAUGACCCAAGAGCUGAAACUGCAGCGUACUGCAGCAUUUUAAUGAGGUUGCCAAACCCACCUCAGUUUGAAGACAGUUUUAGGAAUAGAGAUCCACUGCAAGCUAGGCUUGCAUUUCUGGUACUAGAUUUAAAGUACCACUGUCAUGUGCUUUUUUUUAAAGUUCAUUAUGUGUCAUCUGAAAUCUUGCUUAAAAGAGUUGUCUAGUUGUAUUCGUGCUUUGAAAUCUGUAGAACUAUAGAUAGAUAGCUGUCAUUUCCAGACAUGGCAAGAUUACCACAGUUCAUUGUUGUCAGUAGCUAUUGUGUGCAGUCAGGAUGUCCUGGGGAAAGAGAGUGCGUGGUUUAAAGUUGACGUUAAGUACAUCAGCAUUCCAGUGGUGGUAAGCUAGAAAAAAGCUGGUGGUAUUCUACUGAAUUACUAAGAGAUUAGACUAACCUGUUUUGGGAGAAGUGAAAAGAAGGAAAUCUGAAAAAUUUGAGAUUUUUUUAUUCCUUUUGUGAUGGAUCCUGAAAAGAAAGGAUUUCUCUGGCAUAUAAAGUGCAAAGCUUAACAAAACUCUUCCUGGAACAGGAAGGCAGAGUGAAACAGACGGCAUUUCUUUAGGGAAAGGCUCUCUAUAUUAAUGUCUUGUUAGCUAAGUGAAAGAAGUGCUCUCUCUCUGAAGACAGUGUGGCUAAUGGAUAUACAAAUGUUUCCAUGCGGUGAACUUCAAAGAGGUUAAUGAAGAAAAUAAGAGAGAACUCUUCGGUGAAAUAUUUUCUUCUAUUGAAACAUUGGCAUUCACCUUUGGAAACGUUGUUUCAGACUUCCUUAUGGGAGAUGUAGACAAUGGCUCGUCAUUGGGACUUCCUGUAUCUCGGAGAAGUCGGUCUUUUGAGAAUCUUUCUGUGGAGUCUGGGGGUUCACUGCAUGAAAGGGAUGAUAUUCAAGGACAUCUUCGAGCAGAGGAGGUUGAUAGCAUGCUCCUAAGAAAUGACAGUGGAAUUGAGUCGGCUCUGUCCUAUGCUAAAGCAUGGUCAAAAUAUACCAAGGAUGUAGUCGCAUGGGUAGAAAAAAAGCUUAGCUUGGAACUGGAGUGUGCUAAAAACUUAGCAAAAAUGGCUGAAACUGCUAAAGCUGUUGUUGGACACCAGGAUUAUAUGCCAUUCCAGUCAAUAUUCAUUAAUGCUUUUCAAAAUGAUAUCGAGAACAGUCAACUUUGGCAACAAACAGCUGCUGCUCUCCAGUCUAACAAGUUUGUGCAGCCUCUUCUUGGAAGGAAAAAUGAGUUGGAUAGACAAAGGAAAGAUAUCAAGGACCUUUGGCAACGAGAACAGAAAAAAAUGCAAGAGCUGGAAGCUGCUCUCAGAAAAGCCAAGUUGCUGUAUACACAGCGUCAGGAUGAGUAUGAAAAGGCAAAGUCCUGUACUGCUCGUGCUGAGGAGGAACAGCUUAGCUCAAGUGGAAGCUUUGUGAAAGAUUUCAGCAAGCAAAUUGAGAAAAAACGAAGGCUAGAAGAGGAAGCUCUUCAAAAGGCCGAAGAAGCCAAUGAACACUAUAAAGCAAGCAUGGCAGAGGUUGAAGAAAAAAGAAAUUAUUUGGAAAGCUUUAAAAGUGAUGUUUUAACACAGCUUCGGGAGCUUAUUUACCAGUGUGAUCUUACUCUUAAAGCUGCAACAGUUAACCUGUUCCAGCUGCAGCAUGCUCAGGUUGUAUCUCUGCCAGUUAACUGCCAGUCCCUCUGUGAGAGUGCCAAACUCUAUGACCCUGGUCAGCAGUAUUCAGAGUUUGUGAAAAGCUUGCCAAAGGAUGGUGUUCCUGUUGAAUCAGGUUGUUUUGAAACCCAGAGUUCCCAGGUUGAUGGGGUUUUUAGUAAGCAAUCAACAAACAGUGUCCAUACAUCCCACGGUAACUUAUCUCAGUGUUCAGGAGAUUUCCCUGCUCAGACAUUAGAUGAUGUGGGAAGCCCAGUUUAUCAUCGUUCACAAAAGGUUAGAGAGAAGAGAUCUUCCAGCAACACAGAUAUUCCAGCAGUGCGAGGGCCACCGCCGUUCAGAUCAUGGUCAGUUGGCAACCAGAGUGGAGGAAUGUGCAGUGACUCUGAAAGUGCAGGGGGGAGCAGUGAGUCCCGAUCCAUGGAUUCUCCAUCUGCCAGCCCAGGGGAUUUUAAAAGACGACUUCCCCGAACACCUUCCACUGGGACUAUGUCAUCUGCAGAUGAUCUUGAUGAAAGAGAGCCACCAUCUCCUUCAGACUGUGGUUUAAAUGAUCUCACAUCUGAAACUGCAAAUUCUCCAGGACCUUUUAGAAAUGCUAAUAUGUCCAAAGCAGCACAAACACACAAACUCCGGAAGCUGAGAGCUCCAUCUAAAUGCAGAGAAUGUGACGGCCUAGUAGUAUUUCAUGGAGCUGAGUGUGAAGAGUGUUCACUUGCAUGCCAUAAAAAAUGUUUAGAGACUUUAGCUAUUCAAUGUGGGCACAAAAAGCUUCAUGGAAGGCUUCACUUAUUUGGAGUGGAAUUUGCCCAAGCUGCUAAAAAUAUUCCUGAUGGCAUUCCUUUCAUCAUCAAAAAGUGUACGUCAGAAAUUGAAAGCAGAGCACUGAAUGUCAAGGGCAUCUAUCGUGUGAAUGGAGCCAAGUCAAGAGUUGAAAAGCUUUGUCAAGCUUUUGAAAAUGGAAAGGAUUUGGUCGAGCUCUCAGAACUCUAUGCACAUGACAUUAGCAAUGUUCUCAAGCUGUAUCUCCGCCAGCUUCCAGAGCCCUUGAUUUUGUUUCGGCUUUACAAUGAGUUCAUUGGACUUGCAAAAGAAAGUCAAAACGCUAAUGAGGAGUUGGAUGCUAAACAAGCUAGCCCCAAAGCAAAGACAAGACAGUCACUCUGUAUUGAACUGAACAGGAUCAUCAUUAAAAUUAAAGAUCUUCUGAAACAACUGCCUGUACCAAACUAUAACACUCUUCAGUACCUUAUUGGACACCUUCACAGAGUUACAGAACAGUGCGAUGAAAAUAAAAUGUCAGCCAGCAACCUUGGCAUAAUAUUUGGCCCAACUCUGAUCAGACCCCGUCAAACCGAUGCUACAGUUUCUUUGUCAUCACUUGUGGACUACCCUUAUCAGGCCCGGGUAGUGGAGCUGCUCAUAACAUACUAUGAAAAGAUAUUUGAUGUCUCAUUGAAACCACUUCUGAGCACUUGUCAUGCUGAAGAAACAGCUGGUACGGUCAGAGUUGCUUUAUCAGCAGAUGAGAGGGAGCCACAGCAGCAGAGGAAAUCGUUUGUUGCUGUAAAGGAACAGGGUAUUCAAAUAGUUCCAUGUGAAAGAGCUUCAGAAACAGCUGCAAUCUUUUUUGAAUCGAAGAAUAGCAGGAAUACAAAAGAAGAAGCAGAUAUAUCUGUAACUGGUGAUGUUGUGAGUCCAGCUACAGAGAAAGACAACGAUCCAUUCCUUUCUCUAGGUGAAGACCCCUGUCAAAUUAGCCUAGUUGCUGUAAAACCCAACCGUCAGCUUGCCAAAGUUCCAUUGCGGGCUCCAAGGACAAAGCCAGCGUCUCGCCCUGUCAGCCUGCCUGUAGACCGAAUACUUCCUCCAUGUGUUUUGAAUGAAAGAAAUUCACGAAAUGCAGGGGCAAUAAGUUCAGAGAAGCUGGGCAGAAGCCCUACUAUUGAAGAAGUCUCAGAGGUGAAGGCCCUCCCUGCUGUUGAUACCUGCUGCAGACUGCCUUGUUAUGACACCCAGAUGCUGCGAAAAACUUGGGACAAGCAGUACAAACAGUAUGAUAUCACAGCAAGGACAGCAAUGAUCGUGACUAACGUGCCCCAGGAGAUCCGAGCACUCGAGAGUGGAACUGCAGGUGCUUUAUCAUCAUCAUGCAGCAUUGGUAACAAUUCAGCUAAAGCCAAUCUUCCUAAUAAGCCAUAUUCUGUUGUCGGGUCAGGAAGGACAGCAGCAGAAGAGAAUGGUCCUGAUGUUAAUCCUGUUGCUGCCUUUAGGGCACCAAGAACAUUGCAGCCACCCCCAGGGACAUUUUAUAAACCACCUUCUAACAAAUCAAAAGAAAAUGGAGAUGGUUCUUCUGCUAAAGCUUGUGCACCCACCAGUGCUAGCUCCGUGCUCCCCCAGGAUAAUACUGUGAAACUGGCUAGGAGCUCUGCACUUCCGUCAGGUGAUGCUGAACAAAACACAAACGAACAGAAAUCUAGCUCAGAGGACAUUCACUCCACAGAUCUGAAGCCUGCUUACCACAGACUGAGACCAAAAAGGAUCCAAGAACUGGAGCACAGGGAAGCUCAUUUUGUAUAGGGUGCAAAUUCCUCUUGGACUAUAUGCAAUUUCUUGAUGUUGCCCAGUGGAGGCUUCCCUUUGCCCCUUUAUCCUUUGCCUUCCCUUGAGAAUCCCACUUUUGUGCCAUAUUGGAGUUAUUUUUAUAUAUGCAGCAUUUUAAAAAUGGGGGGAGGCCUGGGGAAUUGUGACUUUAAAAAGUCAAACUUUUUGUAGUUCAGUAGCUUUCAAUAAAGAUGUAUUACAUUCCCAGUCUAGACACAUGGGUUCAUUGAAUAAGACAUUGAGCUUCAUUUCAUUGUGUGGAAUGGAGUGCUUAUUCAUAGAGAAACAGCUAUUUUUCUUAAUAGAUGUUAUAAUAAAAAUGGAAGGUUUAAUGUUCACUGUCUAAGCAUAAACCAAAGCUUGUGCUUUGCUCUGUAAAAGCAUUUGUUCAUUUUUCUAAUCUGUGCAAUUAAAGCUUUGCUCUUGAACAGGCUUACAUACUGGCCAGCAUGGCAAUAGUUAUGUAUCAUAUGUGUAUAUUUUAGGCAGACAUGGUUAUCUGUUGCCAGUUUUCCGUUGUCACUUUAAUUUUUUUUUGUACAGCAAGGAUGCACUUACUGAGCUUUACUAUUCAGAAGCAGCAGUCAAUUCACAUCUGGACUCUUGUAUAGCUUAGUGAGCGGGGCAAAUGUGCACAGCCUAUUUCACUUGGGUGCCUUUCUGGACACACUCAGUUGCCCUGGUGUUGUCUUUCCCAGGUGAAUGACAAGGCAGUGAUUUGCUUGCUAUAGAUCAGUUUUACCACUUAACCUGGUGUAACUGAAAUGAAGAGCUUAGUUUCCAAGUUUCUGUGAAACAGAUAAAAAUAACCAAAAAUCAGCAUUAGUAGGUGCAUCUAAUGGUUUUCACUUUGUAUGAAAUGUUUUUUAUGUGUACACUGUGUUAUAUUUGCUUUACAAUAUAUUAAUGUGUUAACAUUUCAGUGAC
This is a messenger RNA of Motacilla alba alba, 9679 nucleotides long. It is a transcript of the gene ARHGAP29, whose product is annotated as Rho GTPase activating protein 29. Gene Ontology annotation, cellular component: cytoplasm. Gene Ontology annotation, biological process: signal transduction; activation of GTPase activity. The coding region runs from base 5264 to 8728 and encodes 1154 amino acids. Lineage: Eukaryota; Metazoa; Chordata; Aves; Passeriformes; Motacillidae. The transcript has 21 exons. Gene Ontology annotation, molecular function: GTPase activator activity. The record is from RefSeq and is a predicted model, not a curated record.